This is a messenger RNA of Vespa mandarinia (Asian giant hornet), 1755 nucleotides long. It is a transcript of the gene Sas10, whose product is annotated as UTP3 small subunit processome component Sas10. The record is from RefSeq and is a predicted model, not a curated record. Gene Ontology annotation, cellular component: nucleolus; small-subunit processome. Gene Ontology annotation, biological process: maturation of SSU-rRNA from tricistronic rRNA transcript (SSU-rRNA, 5.8S rRNA, LSU-rRNA). NCBI's taxonomy places the organism in Eukaryota, Metazoa, Arthropoda, Insecta, Hymenoptera, Vespidae.
UAUAACUCUAAGUAAUUUUGUAAUCAGUGACGUGCAUGAGGAAAAGUAUAUGUGUUCGUUUGAUAUCAACGCGUUUUUAUUUUGUCUUGUAAAGUAAAUAUAUAUAUAUAUAUACCUUCACAUAAAAUGGUUGGGAAAAAAAAAGUAAAAAAUGGAUUCAAAGUUGAAGAUAUCGAAGAUGUAAACAUGGAUGAAAUCUCAGAUUCUGAAGAUCAGUAUUCAGAAGAAGAUCAAGAUUUGCUUAGAAAAGUAAGAAUAAAAGAAGCACCAGAAAAUUUUGAUAGCGAUGAUGAGGUAUAUGGAUUGCAAGAUGAUGAAGAAAACGAAAAUGAUGAAAUGGAUAAUGAACAAGCCGAUUCUAUGGAAUCUGAUAUCGAGGGAUUGGAAGAUGAUUUCAACAUACCUGAUGAGAGAGCAUGGGGCAAAAAGAAAAGAACAUACUACUCUACAGAUUAUGUAGAUCCUGAUUAUGCUUCUGCUAGUCAAAAAGAUCUAGUUAAUGCGGAAAUAGAAGAACAAGAAGCUAGAAGCAUUCAAAAGAGAUUAGCUGAACAAUUAGAUGAUGCUGAUUUUGGUUUAGAUUUUAUACAAGUAAAAGAUGAUGACGAAAAAGCUCACCAUGAUAAAGAGGAGACUGUAAAAACAGAUCUUACCAAACUUAGUAAAAGACAGAGACAGAUAUUAGUUCAAAAGGAAAGUCCAGAAUUUCUGGCUCUUGUUAAUGAUUUUAAAGAAUGCAUGAAUGAAGCGAAAAAUAUACUUGCACCUUUCUUGGAACUUGUUAAACAAGGCAUAUGUCCUGAUUGUCCUGCAGUUGCUUUUGUUAAAACAAAAUAUCAAAUAGUAUUAAAUUAUUGCGUUAAUAUUUCUUUUUAUUUAAUGCUAAAAGCCAAAAGAUUACCUGUCAGUUCGCACCCUGUUAUAAAACGUUUGGCUCAAUAUCGUCAACUUCUUAGCCAAUUACAAGCAGGAGAAGGAAAUUUAUUAGAGAAAAUUCAAGAGAUAUUAAAAAUUGAAAAAAAUGGUGGAUCUCUUUAUAAUGUUUCAGAAGAAUCUGUGACUUGCUUUAAUAAAAAGAAAACAAUUGUUACUGAAGACACGAAAAAACAACAACGACAAAUUAGUGAAACAAGCGAAGAUAAAGAAUCUGACAAUAUUACAGAUGAUGAAUUAUAUGAAGAAAAUAAUUUAUCUGAAAAGGAUGAUGAAGAAAAAUUGAAUGUUGAAACAGAUAAUCAAGAAAACAAGAUAUCAGAACAAAUGGAAGAUGUAGAAGAAAAAAGAGCAAUUACAUAUCAAAUAGCAAAGAAUAAAGGUCUUACACCACAUCGUAAGAAAGAGCAACGAAAUCCAAGAGUUAAGCAUAGAAAUAAAUAUCGUAAAGCAAAAAUACGUAGGAAAGGAGCAGUUAGAGAAGUCAGGAAAGAAUUAACUCGUUACAGUGGAGAAAUAUCAGGAAUUAAAGCAAGCGUGAAAAAGAGUAUUAAAUUGAAAUAGUAAAUACAUAAUAAGUACAUGCUUUAAUUAAUAAUAUAAUUGAAUUAAUGAAAUCUAUUAUUGUAUAUAACGUUACAAUAUAAUUCUAUCAUAUUCAUUAUCAGACUUAUUACAUUGAAUUAGGAUAAUGUUCAUGUGACUUUAUGAGAAACAAAUAAACAGUUUAAUUUUAUUUGUUAUAUGUACGAAAAAAAUGAGACUUAUCUUAACAAUUGUUUUACAAAGAAAAUGUAAAUAUUAACAAUCUUUUCUUUCACG